ACACAAGAAAACUCGCAGCUGUCACCGUCACAAAUAUCAACAAGUCAAAAAAAUAACAACGCAACCUUUUGAAACUCAUAAUUUAAUUCUUAAUUAAUUUUGGAAUACUUUGCGUAAUAAAAUGAAGCCUUUAAUAGAUAUUGACUCGUUACGCACCGAACAUGAAUCAGACGAACAAUGGGAAGUACGUAAAAGUUUCAUGUUAGAACACAAGGAUAGUUUCGACGAAGCUGAACUUAUUACUUUGGCCCAAUUAUUUACUAAUAUAGAGUUUUUAGGAUGCAGAUACCCACCUUUAACAAUGAAGAGGGUAGCAAAAUUAGCUGAAAAGGUGUCAAAGAAAUACAAAGAGAGUAGACAGAACAAACUAAAAAGGACAUUUGUACAAGCGAGUGAUGCCGCAGAACAGAAAGCUAAAAGAACUUUCAAAUGAUUAUUUAAAAUAUUUAGUACUAAAGAGAAUAUCAAAAUUGGAAUUAAGUUUUUAAGACAUAAUAAAUAAUUGUAACUAA
Molecule: messenger RNA, 512 nt
Organism: Papilio polytes (common Mormon)
Lineage: Eukaryota; Metazoa; Arthropoda; Insecta; Lepidoptera; Papilionidae
Exons: 2
Coding region: 122-433 (103 amino acids)
Source: RefSeq, a predicted model, not a curated record